Trichosporon asahii var. asahii CBS 2479 is the source of this 1590-nucleotide messenger RNA. RefSeq names its product response to drug-related protein. Gene Ontology annotation, cellular component: membrane. The record is from RefSeq and is a predicted model, not a curated record. Bases 1 to 1590 code for a protein of 529 amino acids. The transcript has 3 exons. Lineage: Eukaryota; Fungi; Basidiomycota; Tremellomycetes; Trichosporonales; Trichosporonaceae.
AUGGCAACUAACCCUCAUCCGCAACCAGCGCGCAUCCCCGCCAUACCCCCCAACGGCAUCGAGUACCCGCACCACCCCGAAGUGUACGACAGCCGCCAGACGCUCUCGCGCACCCCGACGCUGGACAGCAUGGGACGGACAAAAGACACGCUGGCCAAGUCGGAACAGGCGGAACAGGUAGAUGUGAACGAGAAGAGCGCGCAGGCAGCCGGAGGACCCCCCGGUGGCCCGCCCAAGCCGGGCAUGAUGGGUCCCAUGGAUUGUGACAGAACAGAGCUUCGUAGCAACGCACGCAAGCUAACAACAGUCUUCGACCCCGAGCUCGCUCCGCUGCGCAAGAUCGUGUACAAGAUCUACGCGGGCACAUGCAUCAUCACGAUCCUGGUGAUGUGGAUCUGCGCGCCUGUCUACUGGGGCAGUCUCUGGAAGGCGGACAAGUAUGUGAACCGCCUAGCCGUGCGCGUUAUCGACCGCGACGGUGGGGCUAUUGGGUCCGAACUUUCCAACUCGCUGCUCGCGCUCGACGGACCGCAAGACACGCCGCACUACUUCUACACGUCGCGGGACGAGUUCCCGACCAUGGACGCAAUCUACAACGACAUCGUGCAGGAGGGCGCCUGGGCCUCUGUCGUCGUCAUGGAGGGCGCGACGGCCAACCUGACGCGGGCGAGGGAGACGGCCGACAGCACCUACGACGGCCGCAACCUCGUGCAGAUCGUGUAUGCCCAGGCGCGCUCCGAGACGGCGAUCGGCAGCUACCUUCUUCCAGCACUGCAGCGCGAUCUGGGCAAGAUCACGGGCAAGAUGAGCGCGGAGAGCGUGGCGCAGUACCUCUCGUCGGCCAGUGCGCAAAACGUGCAGGCCCUCGCGCGCGCGCCGACGACACUCACGCAGCCGAUCAGCUACCACCCCCAGAACUUGCGGCCGUACAACCAACCCGUCGCCACGGCCAUCACGCUCGUCGGUCUCAUCUACAUGCUCAUCUUCUCCUUCAUCAUCACCAUGACGAACAACGCCUGUCGCGAGAUCAUCGCGCCCUACAUGUCCACAGGCCACUACAUCCUGUACCGCAUCUGCCUCCCGCUCAUUCUCUACCUGCCGCUGUCCUUCUUCUUCGCCAUGAUCAAUUUGCCGUUCAAGAUCCACUUCGGGGCGCACUUCACGUAUGCGGGCGGAUUCUUCCUCUGGGCAUUCAUCAUGUACCUCGGCAUGGCGUCUGUGGGGUUCGCGACCGAGUUCAUGAUCACGAUCGUCGGGCCGAGGUUCAUCUCCUUCUUCCUCAUCCCGCUCAUCAUCGUCAACGUGUCCGUGGUCAAUCUGCCGCACGAGCUCCAGCCCUGGAUAUACAGGUAUGGCGUCGCUGUGCCGUUCUACAAUGCUAGUCGGGCCGUCAGGACCAUCAUCUUCGACACGAAAAACCAACUGGGCAUGAACUGCGGCAUCCUCCUCGCCUGGGUCGGCGUGUCGCUCAUCACCAUCCCGCUCGCCACCUGGCUCACGCGUCGUCACGCCGUGAAUGAGCACAGGCGCGCGAUGGGCGAGAUGGAGGACGACAUUAGGCUGCCGGAUGGAAGGGUCAACUCGGUCUAA